This is a messenger RNA of Uloborus diversus, 2119 nucleotides long. RefSeq names its product sodium/hydrogen exchanger 9B2-like. The record is from RefSeq and is a predicted model, not a curated record. Lineage: Eukaryota; Metazoa; Arthropoda; Arachnida; Araneae; Uloboridae. Gene Ontology annotation, cellular component: membrane. Gene Ontology annotation, molecular function: antiporter activity. Bases 253 to 1818 code for a protein of 521 amino acids. The transcript is spliced from 12 exons. Gene Ontology annotation, biological process: proton transmembrane transport.
GCCCAUAUAAAAUGGAUUAUUUUGAUGGGCUCGUUCAUUUCAAAUUCAGUUCCCAUGGGAUCGAGUGGAUUAAACGCGUUUGGAAAUUUCAAUCUGCCAAGUACGACUUCCUUUUUCAAGCGGGACCUAACACCGCCUUGAUAGUCCUCUGAAACUCAACCAUCGAGCAACAAAGAUAUAUCGUCAAGAUGUGGUGAAAACUCACCAAAACAGGAAACAUUUUCGAGCUCACCAGAAUCAUCAACAGCAAGUAUGACUGUCGAAAAAAAUUUAUCCCAGGGAAAUACUCUUUCUAAAAGAGAACUUUUUAUCCUUUCCAUGUCUUCAUGUCCACCUCUUGCACCUUUAUCCACAGUUGCUUCGCUCGUUCUGGUUUUAGCCCUCAUCUAUGGGACGCUAUGGGGACUUUUAGGACCUCCGGUACUGCCGGGGGGCGAAAUAUUUGCUCUUUUUGUAUUGAGCAUUUUGGCUUACUUAAGCGGACAAGUCAUGAAAAUAGUAAGAGUUCCUACACUUGUAGGUAUGAUGAUCCUCGGUUUUAUUCUACGCAAUGUGCCACACAUUGACAUCGCAAAAGAUAUUUCCGGUGAAUGGGCCGGAAAUAUUCGAAAUAUGGCGUUGGUCUUAAUUCUUCUUCGAGCUGGUCUCGAAGUGGACAUAGACGUUCUAAAGGAAAACAAAUUGACCUGUUCGAAGUUAAUAUUUAUUCCAUUCAUCUUUGAAUGUUGCGCAGGCGCCGUCGCUUCCCGUUAUUUGUUGAGCUUACCUUGGUUGUGGAGUUUCCUCUUGGGUUUUUUGUUAUCUGCUGUGUCUCCAGCUGUUGUUUUGCCUGUUAUGCUAAAAUUACUGAAGAAAGGUAUUGGAACAAAUGGCAUUCCCACUAUGGUCAUAUUAGUUGCUGGAAUUUGCGAUGUCCUGGCGCUUACGGGAUUUGAAGUUGUUUUGGGAGUUACUUUCUCAACAGGUAGUCUAGGAUGGACUAUAGCUAAAGGGCCAUUAGAAGUCCUAGUGGGCUUAGUGUAUGGAAUUGUUUUGGGCUUAAUCUCGUGGUAUUUACCAAAUCCUGAAGAGAAAAACAAAAAUGUAUUCCGCUUCAUGAUCCUGUGCUUCGGUGCAAUGUUUAUUUUGUUCGGCAGUGCGGCAGUGGACUGGGGUGCUGCGGGGGCCGUGGGUUGCAUUUGCUUGCCCUUCGUUGCUGCAAUACGAUGGAAACAGGACGAUUGGGAGGAGAAUAUGGUUGAAGGUGCCCUAACAUUUGUGUGGAGAAUUAUAGAGCCAUUUCUAUUCGGACUUGUCGGCUCCGAAAUUAGAAUAGAUUACUUACAGCCAAGCACAGUAGCCCUUGGUUUAACUACAUUGCUUGUAGCGCUGGCGUUGCGGAUGCUUACGUCACUGUUAACGGCAUGGUGUAGCAGUUGGAACGCAGCAGAUUUCACUCGAAAAGAACAAGUUUUUGUCAUGAUUGCAGGGGUGCCCAAAGCAGUAGUACAGGCUGCAAUAGGUCCUGUACCCUUAGCAUUAACAAUAAAAUAUGGACUUGGGCCAGAGAUGGAGCAACAUGGAAUAGCGAUUUUAACAGUGGCUGUGCUCGCCAUUCUGAUCACAGCACCCCUUGGAGCAACAGCAAUUUCUGUACUUGCACCAAGACUCCUUGCCAACAGUAAUGAAAAAGACCCAAACAUAAAAUCAAUACCAGAGACCAAAAUCAGCAUUGCCGAUAUAGAAAAUACCCUUAACAAUUUGAAAAAGAAGGACAGCUGUUUAUCAAAUUCAACAAUAGGGAACAACAGUACGUCUUAUUACAUUGAAAGGCUUUGAGAGAGAACUUCUUCUGAUUUUAGUAUAUCCUGUAAUAUAGGUUCAAUUUCUUACACAUUUUGUAAUUUUCUUUCAUUCAUCAUGAAAAAUACAAAACAAGGGCAAAAAGUGCAAAUACUUUUGUUUUGUUAGUUAUACUAACAACAGCAAAUUAACAUCAGGCUCUGUAAAUACAUAUCAUUUGGCACCAAUAAAUAAAUAAUGGAAUACAAUAAUUUGACAUUCAUUCAAAGAGCAAACAACAGUUAACAAAAAUAGUAACGGUAGAAACUAACAUAUUGCAAAAAUCUCGAUCAUAAUU